AUGGGCCAAAACUUUCUUCGUCGGCUGCCCGCGCAUCGAGGGGCCAGUUGCCCGUUGCGGUUCGCGAUGUCCAAACGCGAAAGUAAAAGUUUUCCCAGCCCGGUGCUGAUAAUACUGCUGAUUAUCGCCUUGAAGCAGGCGAAGUCGGAGGAGUCCUCGAACAAGGAUCUCCCGCAGGCCAAGUUCGAGUGGCCCUCGUUUGGCUGGAAUCGGAACAAGACCACCAAGGUCACACCCUCUCUGGAUCUGAAGAAUGACUACAGUCAAAUGGAGCUGGCCAACUUCGGGGACUUUGAUCGCCAUCCCUGCAGAAGAGUGUGCCAGCAGGGUCAAUCGCAGAACUGCUAUUACCAACUGGUGGUGCACAAUUACCAGAGACUAGGUCCCGAGUGUCAACGAUGCCAGUUUGAUGAGCGGGCCUGUGCCGCCGAACACUGCAUUUUCGGUGAUGGAGUGGCCAAUCCAGUGAUGGCUGUCAAUCGCAUGGUGCCAGGACCUCCCAUAGAGCUGUGCGAAAAUGAUACAGUGGUGGUGGAUGUCUUGAACUACCUAGGUGAGCCCACAACCAUGCAUUGGCAUGGCAUCCACAUGCAGCGCACUCCCGAAAUGGAUGGAGCCCCCUUCGUCACCCAAUACCCCCUGCAGCCUGGCGAGGUCCAGCGCUAUGAGUUCCAGGUGGAUCGCAGUGGCUCCCUGUGGUACCACAGCCAUGUGGGCUGGCAGCGAGGCUUUGGCAUAGCUGGUGCCUUGAUAGUUCGCCAGACGCGACAGGAGAACCAGCACGCGCAGCUCUACGACUACGAUCUGAUAGAGCACACCCUGAUGAUCCAGGAUAUCUUCUACGAGUACAAUCUCCAGGACGUGCGUAAUAUCCUGGUGAAUGGCAAGGGGCGCAAUCAUCUCAGCCAGCUGCCGGAUAAUGAUAACCGUCAUCGCUACGAGAGACUCAGGGUUACGCCUGGCUAUCGCUACAGAAUGAGGGUUAUCCUCAAUGGCAUAUCCAACUGCCCCGUGGAGUUCUCCAUCGAACAGCACAAGCUGCUGAUCAUCAGCACCGAUGGCAACGACAUAGAGCCCGUGCUGGCCGAUGGCUUCUUCCUGACCUCCGCCGAGCGCUUCGAUUUCGUUUUGGAGGCCAAUCAGUAUACCAAAAACUAUUGGAUCAGGGUUCGAGGCUAUGAGCAGUGUGAGGGUAGGAAUCUCUACCAAGGAGCAGUGCUCAGCUACCGAGGAUCGACUCGCUCUGAGUUGCCACAGGGUGAUAUCCUGGAGAAGCAGAAGAGCAGGUCCGCAGAGGAGGAUCUAGUGUUGGUCAAUGAUUUCCGCUUUAAGCCAGCCAAUGCUUCUACCAUAUCUGCCCUCCGUCAGUCCCUGGACAAGGAUAACAAUGUGGGCACUGUGGCCCUGCGUUCCGUGAAUCCCGUUCCCUGGAGUCGCUACACCAAGUUCCUGACCUACUACUCCAGCUUCGGUUCGAGAACGGCUCAGAACGGGGAGCUGCUGUUCCAGAUCAAUGAUAUUUCUUACAACUCCCCGGGCAUAUCCCUGCUGCAGGGCAGGCACCUAUACCAGGACGAUGGCUACUUUUGCAAUAAGAGUUCCUUGGCUGCCGAGGGAAGGAAUUGUGAGAGGGAGAUCUGCGAGUGUGUUCAAGUGAUCCGACUCCCGGCCUAUCGACCCUUGGAGAUGGUCGUGGCCAACUACCUGGACAGCACCCAUCCCUUCCACAUACAUGGGUUUACGUUCCGUUUGGUGGGCCAAGGUGUCCUGGGAAAUCUCAACGAUCUCCGGAAUAUCCGGGAACUUGAUCGCAGGGGAAGACUUCCUAGAUUAUCGGAUGACAGGGCUGCCGUGGCCAAGGACACGGUUCAGAUUCCGGGACAGGGCUACAUCAUAGUUCGCUUCCUCUCAAAUAAUCCCGGAUUCUGGCUAUACCACUGCCAUGUUGAGGCACACGCCGUCCAAGGAAUGGUGGCGGUUCUAAAGAUCGGUGAGGAUCAUCAGAUGAAAAACAUUCCAGCACGGGUUCGCUGUUAAACGUUUUCAUUAUCAUCAG
This is a messenger RNA of Drosophila biarmipes, 2056 nucleotides long. RefSeq lists its product as uncharacterized. Gene Ontology annotation, cellular component: plasma membrane. Gene Ontology annotation, biological process: iron ion transport. Gene Ontology annotation, molecular function: oxidoreductase activity; copper ion binding. The transcript has 2 exons. NCBI's taxonomy places the organism in Eukaryota, Metazoa, Arthropoda, Insecta, Diptera, Drosophilidae. The coding region runs from base 1 to 2037 and encodes 678 amino acids. The record is from RefSeq and is a predicted model, not a curated record.